Messenger RNA from Prunus mume (Japanese apricot), 2020 nucleotides. Its product is annotated as serine acetyltransferase 2. Gene Ontology annotation, molecular function: L-serine O-acetyltransferase activity. NCBI's taxonomy places the organism in Eukaryota, Viridiplantae, Streptophyta, Magnoliopsida, Rosales, Rosaceae. Gene Ontology annotation, cellular component: cytoplasm. The record is from RefSeq and is a predicted model, not a curated record.
UACACGAAUUUUUACGCAAUAAAAAAGACGAAACAGCAGGGAGGCAAAAAAAGCGUACCAAAAUCAGAACCAAAGGCCUUUAAAAAGGAGAAGAAAACCCAACUCGUGAUAUGAGCCAUCCAUUCGAAGAAAAUCACGAUUAUCAAAAUCGCUCUGAGAGUCGCAGCCGCGUCUCUAUCUUCAUCCCAGCCACGACUAUUUUCUGCCAAAAAUAUUGAAAAAAAGGAAACAAACGCGAAGCGAAACGCAGCAGUUUCGUCACCUCCACCACACCAAAGCCACACUCUGCGACACACAGGAACCCAUACCACCACCACCGCCUUCUCUCUCUCUCUCUCUCCUAUGCUUCUCGUUAUUUAUGAGGCUCUCUUUCCCAAUCGACUGAUUGUGAUUCAGUAAAUCCCUAGCUAGCGAAGCUUCAUUGUCAACCUCUCAUGGCCUGCGUCAGUGACGAGAGCUGGGUCGCGCUCCCCAAAAUGCUCUCGGAACGCUUGGCUCUGAGAGAAGAAGACCGCCACGACGACGAGCAGCCCAGCUUUUUCGUGUCCGAGUCCACCGCGUACCGGUUAGAGAAGGUUUUUCCUGUGUACGCAUUGGGGAUUCCGAAACCCGACUCCGACCCGGUUAACCGGGCUUCGGUUUCGGGCGACCCGAUAUGGGAUGCCGUCAGGGAAGAGGCCAAGUUGGAGGCAGAAAAGGAGCCAAUUUUGAGUAGCUUCUUGUAUGCGAGCAUCUUGGCGCAUGAUUGUUUAGAGCAGGCGUUGGGCUUUGUUCUUGCCAAUAGACUGCAAAACCCGACUCUUUUGGCAACCCAGCUGAUGGAUAUAUUUAAUGAUGUGAUAAUGCAUGAUAGAGAUAUUCAACGUUCUGUUCGCUUAGACGUGCAGGCAUUUAAAGACCGUGAUCCAGCUUGCUUGUCUUAUUGUUCUGCCCUGUUGUAUCUUAAGGGUUACCAUUCUUUGCAAGUGCAUCGAGUAGCUCAUUCAUUGUGGAGUCAAGGACGCAAGGUUUUGGCCUUGGCAUUACAAAGCCGAAUUAGUGAGGUCUUUGGAGUGGACAUUCACCCAGCUGCAAAAAUUGGAGAGGGAAUACUGCUGGAUCAUGGUACAGGUGUGGUUAUUGGUGAAACUGCUGUUGUAGGAAACAGAGUUUCAUUGAUGCAUGGUGUAACUUUGGGGGGAACUGGGAAGGAAAUUGGUGAUCGUCACCCAAAAGUAGGUGAUGGUGCACUAAUUGGAGCCAGUGCAACAAUACUCGGGAAUAUAAAAAUAGGUCAAGGAGCAAUGAUAGCUGCUGGUUCCCUUGUGUUGAAAGAUGUCCCUCCACGCAGCAUGGUGGCAGGAAUACCAGCAAAGGUGAUUGGAUAUGUAGAUGAAAAAGAUCCUUCGUUAACAAUGAAGCAUGAUGCCUCCAAAGAGUUUUUCGAACAUGUAGCUGUUCAAUGUAGAGAUACAAGAUCUGCUGGAGGUCACAGUUCAGAAAGAACUCAUAGGAGCACUUAAGAGAUGUAGCUAGGCAUAGAUCUCAGCCACUACUAAAUUGCCAAUGUGAAGGCAGUUUGUGGUGUUUGGAGACGAAAGUGACUUAUUGUAUCAGCCUGUCUUAUACAAUUUCAUUAACCAUGUCCACUCUCUGCUAUCCAUGCUGAUGUUGAGGUUCUCAUACCAGUUGUUUAAAGAACAGGAGAUGUUAAGCUUAGUACCUGAUUUCUUCUCUUUGUACCCCCCAUAACAAAUUGGGGAGAAGAACCAGCAGCAAAUUUCUUUAGAAGUAGCCAUGACCCAGAAAGAAUGAACCCAUGAAUCAGAUGGGGGAGAAGUUAAAGCUGGUUGGGGAUCCACCUUAGUUUUUCAUUUUAUGCUCUUGUAAGUUAUAAUCAAACUGAACUGCAUUGAAAUAUUGAAUGCAUCAGAUUUAAAAAAAAAAGUUGAUAGGAGUUUUGGGUCAUUUUAUUUGAGCCUGUUGGUGGGUGACCAUUGUACUCCUUUUCAUAUUUAAUGCACACUUUUUGCUAGAAGCA